Messenger RNA from Xiphophorus hellerii (green swordtail), 1718 nucleotides. RefSeq names its product apical junction molecule-like. Lineage: Eukaryota; Metazoa; Chordata; Actinopteri; Cyprinodontiformes; Poeciliidae. The record is from RefSeq and is a predicted model, not a curated record. The transcript is spliced from 2 exons. Bases 586 to 1602 code for a protein of 338 amino acids.
CCAAAGGUACUAAAAUCCACUGCUGCCUAGAAACCAGAGUGUGAAAAUGUUGAUGCUUGGCUUUCAUUAACUGUAAUGGAUGAUUUCCCUGAAAUAAUUAGCAUCACUAAUUGAUCCUAAUUGUUGCACGCUGUAGAAGGUUAAAGGUCAUGACAGAACCAGUCAACUGUUUGGUAGGGUUGAAGGACAAGGUUAUGGGACAAUGUCUUCUAGGCAGAUGAGAUCAAAGUAGAGAUGAUUCCUCCAACAGCUGAAUAUCUUAUUAACUGUAACGUUUGAACACUUAGCAACAGUCCUUAGUGAUAUGGGCAUGGUUAUAGUGUGAUGACAACAGGCACCUUUAGUAUCAUGUCUAAGUUUCCAGUCAGUGAAACAAACAAAAAGAUGUCACUCAAGUUCAUGUUAGUUUUCAGUUGAAACCAUAAAUACUAACGUGUCUCCCACAUCCUCGUUGCUGUGUCUGUGGAAGAUGAUCCUUUCUAACCGGUCGGCCGAAAUCUUUCAGCUCAGACUUCGGGUCCUCUGGUCCGAGGCGUCAAGCUGCGCUCGGCUCUGAGGGAGGAGCUCAGGCUGAUCCACGAGAAGAUGGAGGCCAAGAGGAUCGCUCGGAUCGCACUGGCCGAGAUCCGGGCGCUCCUGGCUGAGGAGGAGCAGGAGAGGGAGGAGGCUUGGGCACAGAAGAUGAAGGACCUGGAAACAGCUCAGGAGCAACUGAGGGAAGAGAGGAGGAUAGAAGAGCAAAGGGUGGAGAGGGAAAGGGCGGAGAGGGAGAGACUGGAGAGAGAAAAGGUGGAGAGGGAAAGGGUGGAGAAGGAAAAGGCGGAGAAGGAAAGGGUGGAGAAGGAAAGGGCGGAGAGGGAGAGACUGGAAAAGGAGGAGAGGGACAGAUUGGAGAAGGAAAAGGCGGAGAAGGAGAGACUAGUGAGGGAAAAACUGGAGAAGGAGAGACUAGCGAGGGAAAGGGCGGAGAAGGAGAGACUAGUGAGAGAAAGGGCGGAGAAGGAGAGACUAGCGAGGGAAAGGGCGGAGACGGAGAGACUAGCGAGGGAAAAACUGGAGAAGGAGGAGACUAGCGAGGGAAAGGGCGGAGAAGGAGAGACUAGCGAGGGAAAAACUGGAGAAGGAGAGACUAGCGAGAGAAAGGGCGGAGAAGGAGAGACUAGCGAGGGAAAAACUGGAGAAGGAGAGACUAGCGAGGGAAAGGGCGGAGAAGGAGAGACUAGCGAGGGAAAAACUGGAGAAGGAGAGACUAGCGAGGGAAAGGGCGGAGAAGGAGAGACUAGCGAGGGAAAGGGCGGAGAAGGAGAGACUAGCGAGGGAAAAACUGGAGAAGGAGAGACUAGCGAGGGAACAAGUGGAACGACAGAGGGCAGAAAAAGAGAGGAGCGAGAGGGAACGCCUCAUCAAGGAGAGAGAAAGAUUAAGCCAAGAAAGAGCAGAAAAGGAAAGAUUAGAGAAGGAGAGACUCCAAAGAGAAAGGGUCGCCAAGGAGAAAGCAGAGAAAGAAGAAUAGAGAGGGAACAACUUAGUAAGGAGAGAGAGAGAAUCGCCCAAACAGAAGGAGCAACUAGAAAAAGAAAAAAUUGUCAAAGACAAAUCUGAAAAAGAACAAUUGGACAAGGACAAGGCCGAAAAAGAAAGACUGGAGAGGAUUGCUAGAGAAAGGGAAAGAAUGGCCAAAGAAAAAUCUGAAAAGGAAAAGAUAGACAGAGCAACUA